AAGAAGAAGAAGAAGAAGAAGAAGAGGAAGAAGGAGUAGUACCAGCUAACGAUAGAGUUUUGGUACCACUCAGAGAACGUUCUCAGAUCGAACAGUCCGGAGUUUAGAGCCGUUCGAGCUAUCGCGGACUCGACAUUCCAUCGGCCAAAAGCUCGUUCUUCGUUAGCUCGCUCGCUCGCUCGUUCUCUCUCUUUCUCUAUCAUUCUCUCUCUUUCUUUGUCUUUUUCUUUCUCUCUUGUGUGUGUGUGUGUGUCGUUUAAUAAAAAGCAUCUCUCAAUCGGCUGGGGCACCGAGGCAACCCUCUCGUUGCCACGUACACACACCCACCCACUUACACGUCUCUCUUCACAUACAUUACCACAUACAUUGACAUCACUCGAGUUUCCUUAACCAACCGCAAACAUGUCCGACGACGAGGAACAAUACUCCAGCGAGGAGGAGGUCGAGGAAGUAAGGCAGCCGGAGAAGAAGAUCGAGGGUAGGGCGUCCCAAAAGGACUCCGGGGAGAAUAUCGAGUUUAUGAAGAGGCAAGAACAGAAGAGAAGCGAUCUCGAUGAACAACUUAAGGAAUACAUCGCGGAAUGGAGAAAGCAGAGAGCCAAGGAAGAAGAGGAACUUAAACGUCUCAAGGAGAAACAAGCUAAACGCAAGAUCACCCGUGCCGAUGAAGAAAAGAGAUUGGCUCAGAAGAAGAAGGAAGAGGAGGAACGUCGUCAACGUGAAAUUGAGGAAAAGAAACAACGUGACAUUGAGGAAAAGAGACGACGCCUCGAGGAGUCUGAAAAGAAACGUCAGGCUAUGAUGCAAGCGAUGAAGGACCAAGCAAACAAGAAAGGACCUAACUUUACCAUUACGAAGAAGGACCUUGGGGGUAAUCUCUCAUCGGCUCAAUUGGAACGUAACAAGACGAAGGAACAACUGGAAGAAGAGAAAAAGAUAUCUUUGAGUAUCCGCAUUAAACCAUUAGAAAUCGAGGGUCUAUCGAUCGACAAACUCCGUUUCAAAGCCACCGAACUCUGGGAUACUAUCGUUAAAUUAGAAACUGAGAAGUACGAUCUCGAGGAGAGACAAAAACGUCAGGAUUACGAUCUUAAAGAAUUGAAGGAACGUCAGAAACAACAAUUGAGGCACAAGGCUUUGAAAAAAGGUUUAGAUCCUGAAGCUCUUACUGGCAAAUAUCCUCCGAAGAUCCAAGUUGCCUCGAAAUACGAACGUCGCGUCGAUACUAGGUCCUACGACGACAAGAAGAAACUUUUCGAGGGUGGUCUGACCGAACAGCAAAAGGAGAUCAUAGAAAAGCAGUGGACCCAACAGAAGGAACAGUUCCUUGGUCGUCAAAAGACGAAGUUACCGAAAUGGUUCGGCGAGAGGCCCGGCAAGAAAGCUGGCGAUCCAGAAUCACCGGAGGGCGAAGAGGACGUAAAGGCCGCGGCCGAUGACGAUCUCGAGGAGCCACAAUUCGAUGAAGAAGAAGAGGAAGAGGAGGAGGAGGAGGGUGAGGAGAAGGAGGAAGAGGAAGAAGAGGAAGAAGAAGAAGAAGAAGAGGAAGAGGAGGAAGAAGAAGAGGAGGAGGAAGAAGAAGAAUAAAA
This is a messenger RNA of Vespula pensylvanica (western yellowjacket), 1589 nucleotides long. It is a transcript of the gene TpnT, whose product is annotated as troponin T, skeletal muscle. The transcript has 14 exons. Gene Ontology annotation, cellular component: troponin complex. NCBI's taxonomy places the organism in Eukaryota, Metazoa, Arthropoda, Insecta, Hymenoptera, Vespidae. Gene Ontology annotation, biological process: muscle contraction; regulation of muscle contraction; sarcomere organization. The record is from RefSeq and is a predicted model, not a curated record. Bases 403 to 1587 code for a protein of 394 amino acids. Gene Ontology annotation, molecular function: tropomyosin binding.